This is a messenger RNA of Talaromyces atroroseus, 1458 nucleotides long. RefSeq lists its product as hypothetical. The record is from RefSeq and is a predicted model, not a curated record. Gene Ontology annotation, molecular function: oxidoreductase activity; FAD binding. The transcript has 5 exons. Lineage: Eukaryota; Fungi; Ascomycota; Eurotiomycetes; Eurotiales; Trichocomaceae. Bases 1 to 1458 code for a protein of 485 amino acids.
AUGAGGGCUGAAGUGUCAGUUUUACUUGCUCUGCCUCUUCUGGCCACGGCAACUACGUACAACCUCAGUGCUCUCUUUGGGUCAGUUCUUUCUCCAGAUGCUGAAUAUUAUUACCCAAGUGAUGCCAACUGGACCGGGGAGGUAACCCAGAGAUGGAGCACAUGGCACGCCCCUACAUACCUGGGUGCUAUCAAGCCAGCAACUGAGCGAGAUGUGCAAGACAUCGUCAAAAUUGCUUCUGCUCAUAACAUCUCCUUUCUCGCAACCGGUGGUGGCCACGGCGUGUCUCAAAACUUGGCCAAUGUACAAAACGCAAUCGACAUUGAUCUAUCAAACUUCAAGACUGUCGAGGUUGACGAGGCAAAUAACCAAGUGAUUGUUGGCGGUGGUGCAACCUAUGGCCAGCUCUAUGAUCCGCUAUAUAAAAUCGGGAAAGAAAUCCCAACCGGCAAUGCAGAGUGCGUGGGGGUAGUUGGAGCGUCUGUCGGUGCCGGCGUUGGCUUGCUUCAGGGUCUACAUGGAUACACGUCUGACGCACUGCUCUCGGCGCGCAUUGUAACUGCUUCGGGAGUUCUGUUUGAAGCAUCUGCAACAAACAACACUGAUCUGUUUUGGGCCAUUCGCGGUGCCGGUGCGAACUUUGGUAUUAUUACGUCCGCAACAUACCGGAUUUACGAUGCUACGAAUGGUGGACAGGCGCAGAAUGCAGACUUUCUAUUUCCCCAAACGGCGAACAGAUCUGUCUGGGAUGCGCUUCAGACACUGGAUGAAACGCUCCCAGCCGAGUUGUCAGUAACUAUCACGUCUGCGUACAAUCAGACGAGCGCCCAGGCUGCGAUACUCGUGAACCUUGUCUAUUUCGGGCCACAAGAUGAAUUCCAACCUUACGUGAAUCAGUUUGUGGCUUUGAACCCAACGCGGUGGCGGAAUAUCACUGCGCCAUGGAAUAAUUUGAUCGCUCAGGCAAAUUUCGGUGCCCCUUCCAGUAGCUGCGACACAAACGAGCAUAUCAACAUGUUCAGCAUCGCUCUAAACAAGACAGAUCCGUUGACAUUCCAAGGCUUCUUUGAUGAUAUGAUUCUUUUUUCUCAGAUGAACCCUUCGUACAGUGGCGCCUGGGUCAUUGAACGCUAUGGUUCACAGGGUCCCAUGGCUGUCCCAACGGAAAGUCGAGGUGUUUAUCCAUGGCGCGAGGCAAAGAUGCAACUGCUCUUUGAAAGCAACUACGCCAAUAGCUCACUUGAUGACACUGUGGACGCAUUCUACACUCAACAACGCCAACAUUUCAAUGAAUUCAGCGGUUUUAACACUUUUGCUACUUAUGUUAACUAUGCCCACGGUGAUGAAGGUCCAAACGCGUGGUAUGGUGAUGCGGACAAUCUGUCGCGUUUGAGUGCAUUGAAGAGCAAAUGGGACUCGAAUAAUCUUUUCGGAGCAGCCAAACCUGUGCCCUUUUAG